Messenger RNA from Fibroporia radiculosa, 1860 nucleotides. RefSeq lists its product as uncharacterized. NCBI's taxonomy places the organism in Eukaryota, Fungi, Basidiomycota, Agaricomycetes, Polyporales, Fibroporiaceae. The record is from RefSeq and is a predicted model, not a curated record. The coding region runs from base 1 to 1860 and encodes 619 amino acids. Gene Ontology annotation, cellular component: nucleus. The transcript is spliced from 8 exons. Gene Ontology annotation, molecular function: histone deacetylase activity.
AUGGUGCCGAACAGUGGUGAUAAAACGGCUGUGUUCCUGCAAAAGGCAUGUUUACAGCAUCGCUUUAUACGCUCUAAGGAUACAUCCUCCAUUGUGGAACGUCCGGAGCGCCUGCGCGCGGUCAAUCUUGGCCUAGCUGCGGCGUUCGCUCGUUUAAACAAUUCCAAUUCUACAUCGGCUCAAACUGCAGUGAAGUCCGAAGGCCUCAGUGGAAGUUCAAGUGUGCAAAAUCCUACCGAGGGUACGGACGAACUUACGGCAGCUUUGGAGCAUCUAAACAUCACCUCUUCCUCGAUUUCGCCCCAGCUGUCGCAAGGACGCGUUGAAUUCGUGCACAGUGAUGCCACUCUCGACCUUUUGAACCAUCCUGCCGUCAAAUUCGUUCACGGUGAUAUAACCGAGGACAUGUAUUUGGGGAGCCUAAAGCGUUGGGCAAGGUAUAGCAAGGACGCAAUAAGUCGCGGAGACAGCGAAAUCCCCUCGCAUUUAUCACAAGGGGACCUAUACUCCGACACUGUCCAUACGGCAGUAUGUCCUGAGUCCAUAGAUGCUAUUCAAGGUGCUUUGGGCACAGUUUGUGAGGCUGUAGACACGGUUCUGAAGUCAACAAGCCGCGGCGUAUCGGAGGCAGGUACGAAAGCCUCUCGCGCCUUCGUUGGGAUUCGACCUCCUGGACAUCACUGUGGAGAGGACAGCCCUGCUGGGUUCUGCUUUGUGAACAAUGUCGGCGUCGCAGCAGCACAUGCGCAUUUACAACAUGGUAUCAAUCGAGUGGUGAUUUUGGACAUUGACUUGCACCACGGGAACGGUACACAGUCCAUAGCCUGGCAAAUCAACGAAGAGACAUACAGGCAGCAUCUCGAGGAGGAAGCAGAUGCACCUGUCGGAAAGCCUGGCUUACAAGUUUACUAUGGUAGUAUACACGACGUGCUAUCCUAUCCAUGUGAGGACGGGAAACCAGAGCUCGUUCAAGCAGCCUCGGUCUCCAUUCAUGGGCCGCACGGACAAUAUAUCGAGAACGUACACCUAACUCCGUACAACUCGGAGAACCAGUUCUGGACCGAGCUGUAUGCAGGCCCCUACUCAAGUUUACUGGGUAAAGCCGGUGAAUUUCUCGAGACGACAGGGGGACCUGGUGACGAUGUCCUGGUAUUCAUCAGCUGUGGCUUCGAUGCGAAUGAACACGAAUACCCAUCAAUGUCACGACAUCAUCGACAUGUGCCUACUACUUUCUAUUAUCGGUUCGCGCAAGACACACGCAAAUUUGCAGAUAGUUUCGCCCAUGGACGAGUGAUUAGCGUUCUGGAAGGUGGAUAUAGCGAUCGAGCUUUGACGAGUGGAGCUAUGGCACACCUUACCGGAUUGGCUUGCUCCAAUGAUGCGGUCGUGGACGAAUCAUGGUGGAAUUUGAAUAACCUGGUCGAAUUGGAGAAGGCUGCGAAAAAGCGCCGUGGCGGUAGGACUUCGCAGCCUACUGCACCUGCACUGUGGAUAGAACAGACCCUCACCGCUUUUGCCUCCAUCGACUCAUCGUACCUUAUACCUUCCACAUCUUCCCGAUCGUUUGUUCCCCCAUCAUCGAGGGUUUUGCGCGGGCGAAAGAGUCCUCCGGUCGGGAGUAACGAUGAAACUGAAUCACCAGUCCAAGCAACAGACAACAAGUCCAUAAAGGAACCACAGGCAGUGUCCGAUCAAUUGAGGCAGAAACGGUCCGGGCUGGAGUCUCCCCCAAGCGACUCUAACCCCGUCACACCUUGUCUACCAUUGUCCGACAUCCCAGAGGAAGGCACGGAGCCAAAAAAACUUCCUCGCGUGAUAUUGCGUCUAGGGCCGCGUCCUGCUAAUCAGUCUGGAGACUAA